AUGGCGGCUUCAAUGGAAAUCGACGAAAAUGACGAUCUUGGAGAAACUCCUUCAGUCAGUGGGGAAAAGGGUUCUAAAAAGCGAUUUGAAGUGAAAAAGUGGAAUGCUGUAGCCUUGUGGGCCUGGGAUAUUGUUGUUGAUAAUUGUGCUAUUUGCAGAAAUCAUAUUAUGGAUCUAUGUAUUGAAUGUCAAGCUAAUCAAGCAUCAGCCACUAGUGAAGAAUGUACUGUAGCUUGGGGUGUAUGUAAUCAUGCAUUUCAUUUCCACUGUAUUACAAGAUGGUUAAAAACUCGACAAGUUUGUCCAUUAGAUAAUAGAGAAUGGGAAUUUCAAAAGUAUGGUCAUUAAUCAACUAGAUUAUUUAUUGUCAACUCUCACAUUGUCACUAUGUUUUGUAAAAUAAAGUUUCUUCAAUUCAAUC
Lottia gigantea (owl limpet) is the source of this 421-nucleotide messenger RNA. RefSeq lists its product as hypothetical. Gene Ontology annotation, biological process: ubiquitin-dependent protein catabolic process; protein ubiquitination. Gene Ontology annotation, cellular component: cullin-RING ubiquitin ligase complex; nucleus. The coding region runs from base 1 to 348 and encodes 115 amino acids. The record is from RefSeq and is a predicted model, not a curated record. The transcript has 6 exons. Lineage: Eukaryota; Metazoa; Mollusca; Gastropoda; Lottiidae. Gene Ontology annotation, molecular function: cullin family protein binding; ubiquitin protein ligase activity; zinc ion binding.